This is a messenger RNA of Striga asiatica, 783 nucleotides long. The record is from the annotation of a GenBank genome assembly. NCBI's taxonomy places the organism in Eukaryota, Viridiplantae, Streptophyta, Magnoliopsida, Lamiales, Orobanchaceae.
AUGUAUGCAUGUGAACAUGUAGCCUAUCGAUGUGAGCUGUUACGGCCGUCGGUACGGUUGUCCCCAUCGAGUUACGGUACGGUGCCCUUGUGUGGCAAUCUCCUUAAAGUCCUGAUAUGGUCGUGCCCUUGUGAGGUACGUAAGUCCAUAUGGAAGGCCGUGUCCGUUACAGUGGCACGUACUCCCGCCUUCGGAAACAAAUCAAUUAACAACUUCAAAGAAUGUUACGAAACUACUUGCAUGACAUGGUUGGAUAAAAGUAAUAUGGGCGACGUGCACUUGGUCUCUCAUAGUAGGUUUUUUGUGAAAGAUGAAAUCGACGAUUUGAAAACUGGAGAUGUAGCCGUCACUUCUGUUUAUUCUCUUUACGAGAUUGAAGAGACUCCUAGAAUUUGGGUGUGCGCAACAAUUGAAUCUGUGAUAGAUGACUGGUGCUAUCUACCAUGUCGAAGGUGCACUGGAAAAAUAAAAAAUACUGAUGAUAAAGUUGAGUGCACCAAAUGCAAGGGAACAGUUGGUAUUUAUCGGAUCUGUUUUGGUAUUUGUGAUGAUACUGCAAAUGCAACAUUAAUCUUAUGGGGUCGAGAGUGCGAACGAAUCAUUGGUAGGCAGUGUCAUUCGUUGAAGAGUGCCUUUGUUGAGCAGAACCCCAUGAGCUUUGAAUUGCCGGAGGAAGUGGAUAAUUUGGUCGGCAAAACAAUGUUGUUCAAGAAUGCGACUAUUGAGGAUGAAAUUUCAAGUCCUAUGAAGGUUAUUCAACAAGUUGUUUCUAUUGGUGAAUAA